AUGAACGACCUAGCUCCAGAGCUGAGCAGAAGAAAACGAGCUCCUUGGGGAGCUUUCAAGAGCAUCGAGGAUGUAGUGAAGAGAACAAAGAACUCCCGACUUCGUGCCCACCUUUUCGACUCAACGGUACUUCCUGCCCUAACAUAUGCUUCAGAAGCCUGGUCAUCUCGUUUUCAGCCUUCACUUCCUCCCACUUUUGUGGCUCGAUUUCACGAUGAGGCUGCUGUCCGUCGUAUGCAGUACCGACGACUUGGUCAAACCGAAAUGAUCGUCUCGAAAAUCAGCUUUGGCUCAGCACCAAUCAGCGGUAUGUUCGGCAAUGUUGACAGCUCGAUAACUCAGAUCGUUGAGACAGCACUUCGGAACGGUAUCAACUUUAUUGACACUGCUUAUUGGUAUGGUCAUGCACGCAGCGAAUCCAUCCUCGGAAAUGUAUUAUCGAAAAUUCCACGCAAAGCUUACUACAUAAGCACGAAGCUGGACUAUGCGAGGACGUUUGACUUUCGAGCUGACAAAGUGCUGGAGUCACUGAUGAACAGUUUAAAACGAUUGAAACUCACCUAUGUAGAUAUUUGCUUUAUCCAAAUUCAUGACGCUGAUUUUUCACCACAACAGAGCAUAAUAUUAUACGAAACUCUGCAAGCACUCGAAAUGGCGCGAGAUUCGGGAAAAAUACGGUAUAUUGGACUUACCGGGUAUGAACUCAGGAAAUUAGUCUCUAUAAUUGAUUGUUCUACUGUAAAAAUUGAUGUUGUUUUAACGUAUUGUCAUGGAUCAAUGAACGACAACUCAUUGGGAAACUUCACUUAUAUGCUUCAGAAGAAAAAUAUUGGUGUACUAAAUGGUUCACCACUCUCUAUGGGUCUGCUUACCGAACGAGGGCCGCCGCCGUGGCAUCCGGCAGCCGAUUUCAUCAAGGAAGCUUGUCUUGCCGCUACGCAUUACUGUAUAUCAAAAAAGGUUUCGAUUUCAAAACUCGCCUUAACCUACGCCUUUGAAGUGCCUGGAACUGCUUCGUGUGUAGUCGGUAUGGAUAACAUCCAACAGGUGCGAGACAACAUCGCUUUGGCCACAGCCAUAUCACCCCUGACCGACGUGGAGCAGCGAGUUCGCGAUCGAAUUAUGCGAAGAUAUUUUGAUCGUCUCGAGAAUGCUGGAUGGGGUGGUGUCGAUGUCGUUAAGUAUUGGAAACGAUUGAAGAAGUUGGGUCUAACGGCGCUCGCCACACAUAGGUCUCUUCCUAUCACUUUCCUAGGUCUUUCGGGCCUUGUGUAUUUUUAUUUAUCUCUCUCUUCUACCUAUCGACCUGUCUGUUUUAUACAUACUCAUCUCUCUCCCUUUGCUUCCUCCCUCUCUCUUUCUUUCAUUUCCUUUGGUACUGCAUACUUGAAAUUGCAGAAUGAUGGGGAUUUCACCUUCAUUCUAAUGAUUUUGACUAGACGAUUUUCACAAAAAAGGGAAAACACUUCAGAAAUACCUAAAUUUCAGAACAGAUAA
Angiostrongylus costaricensis is the source of this 1497-nucleotide messenger RNA. NCBI's taxonomy places the organism in Eukaryota, Metazoa, Nematoda, Chromadorea, Rhabditida, Metastrongylidae. The record is from the annotation of a GenBank genome assembly.